UAGCUGCUGCUGGUUUGGCGAGACACGAGUUGGAGUGCCGAGAGAGCAGCCGAGGUCCCGUUGCGCCGGGAUAGGCGUCAUGAAAGCGCGCCAGUUGACCGAGUGCACCUCUCGUCGCACGAAACCGCGUAUUUGCUGCCGUUGAUCUUACGUUGACCUCCUCGUUUUCUGCUUUCGUGGCAAGGACUUGACCCGCGUCUAUACUGCUCCUGCCUGUCACUUCUUCCUUGCUGCUCCAGCGCUGGAUCUCUGCCGUUACGUUCCGUUUGGAGAAAGGAUCUGUAUUUAAUACCAUUUCGUUGUUCCUAAAGACAGUGUACUCAUUUCCAGUGAUGUGCCCGAAGUGUUGUUCUUCAGUAUGUGAUCACGGAUGUGCUAGUACCCCUGACACGACGCUCCAGUGGUGAAAUAGGACAACAGGAGUGGGUGUGUGUGCAUGUGCAUGUAUGGAAGAGGACUGUUAGCUGACAAACGUGUAUGUGGAUAUUGUUCAACAGUUUGCUCGUUCCACAUACGAUCUUCUGCCACCUUGUUAUUGACAUAUUGAUUUCGUCGGUAUGCCCUAUCUCGUGGCGAAGCAGCCUGGACAGUGAGCGAAAGAAUGAGAACUCGUUUCUGUCAGUAGGCACGACCGCAUCGAACGAAAGUAUAAAACGUGCUUUGCUUUCGCGUUGAUAGCUUCGUGCGGCUGCCGUUUCACCUUGACGUUGGAGCAUCGAACGUUGUGGCACGUUUCGGCAGAUAUUCCGAGAAUAAUGCAGAAUCGAAAGUGACAAUCGUUGGUAUAUCCCGAAGUUUUGCAACGCUUCGUUCGUAGCUUGAUUAUAAAUGCAAAAGAGCGAAGACAAUGGAUGAAAAGAAAUCACGUUAGAUUGUAUGGAUAGACGAUUCGAAUUCAUUCGGUGUCCUGUAAUGCUAUUUACAUAAUUUAGCAAUAUUAACGCAGGUCGUUUUAGACACCGCAUCAGAAUCAGACGCACAAACAAAAGAAUCAACUUCCUCUAAUAGUUAAUAUUUUCGUAUUAUCGUUUUCUUUUUUUUUACGAACUUCGUACAUUCCAGUCAUUUCGUCAAACGCAAAUCACCCAAGGUACAAAAUAAUUAAGGAACAAGCUAAACUUCCGCUAAGCUAUUGAUAAGCAAAUCGACAGCCUUAGGAGGACCUUAUUGUCUAAUAACCGUGACAUCUUCGAUUUCGGCUCACUCGGUUCGUUAGCUCGUCUGGAGGGUAGCAUCCCUCCGGGUCGUUAUCCCAUUCCGUGAGCUGACAAGGAGGGGUACACGCACUGGGAGGUAGAAUCCUACCAACCAGCAGCUAUUCCACGCCGAGAGUUUUAGAUUGCACUCGAAGAGAAGAAAUGGCCCCCUGCAAUGUCUCCAACGACCAUGUCCAUCGUCGAUGAACACAGUUAUUAGUCCGUCUAAUACCUCGGUUAAGCAUGUCGUCCGUGUGGUCGUUGUUCGUCGACUUUCUAGCUUGACAUUCCACGUGGAAAACGUCGUACAAGUUGCAUACAUUUAACAGUCAUGACGAAAGGAGGAACUAAAAGGUUAAUGAACGAUAGAACAAGAAAAAAGACAGUCGGCUAAGUCGCAGCAGCAGCAGCAGCAGCAGCAACAGGGACGUCCCAAAGGCUCAGUCAAACAAAGUGUUUAGCGAAGUAGUCAAUCAGGAAGAACGUGUUCAGAGACAGCACUGAACUGUCGUUUGUAACAUUCCUACCAGUGUAUCCGGAACAACGCAGAGGGGAGAGGCGUACAAGUGUUCCGGGUAGCCAAACUCGACCCAGCUCGGAUAUGGCAGCUGUCGUUCUUCCACGGCUCUAUAGUGAUCGGCAGUGCUGUUACCGGCAGUAUAGUACCUGUCAAUCGUGCGAACAGGUGUUGUCGCGAGGCGUCCAGGUUGGGACACGCGGUUCCUCGUGAUACCGGAUCCGGUGUCGUCGAUCGAUCAACAGACACGAGCUUAGCUCGCGCGCUUUCUUACCGACCGAAAGUGUUUCUGUGAUACGGUGAAUGUGAAUCGAAGGGCAAGUAGGGCGUAAAAGGAAAAGAGGAAAAUACAAUUGCUGCAUCGCUGUCAGCAUGAUUGUAUUAAGGAUGAUGAACGUGGCCAUCGAUUCACCGUGGCCUGUGUCCAGGUUUCGCGGCACUCUUCUACUACUCCUGACGCUACUCGCCGAGGUUACGUAUUCGGCGGAUCUUGCUAUUGAAAUACCAGGGAAUUUGAGCCAAGGAGGCUCUUGGUAUCGUUUAGACUACAGCCCUCCAGUUGGUUACCCACCACCAAAUACCACCAUUGCAGCUGUCGACAUCGGUGAUGUCAUUAAGUUCAAAGAUGGGCUUCCUGGCACUAAAUACGAAUUCUGGUUGUAUUAUAGUAAUAGCACCCUUCAUGACUGGCUCACAUGGACUGCCUCUAUUACCACAGCACCGGAUCCACCCUCGAACCUGACCGUCUCGGUACGAAAUGGAAAGAACGCGAUAGUCUAUUGGGCACCGCCAGCUCAGGGCAAUUAUUCCGGUUUCCGGUUGAGGGUGCAAAGCUUCAGCGACACCGGAAACCCAAAAACAAGCGUCAUCUCAGCGGAUGCUGUUCCCUAUCUGCUUCGUGAUCUCAUCCCCGGGGCAACGUAUUCCUUACAACUUUUCACUGUGUUGGACACCAAAGAAAGCGUUGCUUACACUAGCAGAAACUUCACCACAAAACCCAACACACCCGGCAAGUUUAUCGUAUGGUUUAGGAAUGAAACGACUUUGUUGGUCCUUUGGCAGCCUCCUUAUCCUGCUGGGAUUUACACCCAUUACAAAGUUAGUAUAGAUCCUCCUGAUGCCAUAGAAUCUGUUCUUUAUGUGGAAAAAGAAGGCGAACCCCCUGGUCCAGCACAAGCUGCUUUCAAGGGACUUGUUCCGGGAAGAGCCUACAAUAUUUCCGUGCACACGGUGUCUGAGGAUGAGACUUCAGCCCCAACAACGGCCCAAUAUCGGACGGUGCCAGUAAGACCCGUGAAUGUUACGUUCGACAAGUCUUCGAUAACGUCCACUUCCUUCCGGGUCUUCUGGAGUCCUCCUGACGGAAUGUCCGAAUUUGAUAAGUAUCAAAUAUCGUUAGGGGGUAACCGAAGACUAGCGCCGGUUACCAGGAACAGGGAUGACGAGACUAAGUGGGAAUUCAAAGACUUGGAACCAGGAAAAACUUAUCAAGUUAUUUUGAAAACCGUUUCUGGGAAAGUGACAAGUUGGCCAGUCAGUGGCGACGUAACUUUGAAACCACUACCAGUGCGUGAUCUCCGUGCUGUGAUCGAUGAAAAAACUGGGAUGGUCGAAGUUUCUUGGCAUCCUGAAAAUUCGAGCACUCAGGAUAGUUACAAGCUUCAGUAUCACGAGGUGGAAACAACGAUCAGCGGUGAUAGCAAUACUCUAACAACUGAUAAGACUAAAGUGACUUUAGAAGCAUUAUUACCUGGCAGAAAUUACUCGAUAAUCGUACAAGCCAUCAGCAACAAGGUUGAGUCUAACGAGACCAUUCUGUACCAAGUCACACGACCUUCCAGUCCCAUAAUCGAAGAUUUAAAACCCAGCGAAACGGGACUGAAUAUCUCGUGGAAAAGCGACGUGAAUUCGAGGCAAGAGAAGUUCGAAGUGACGCUCAAUAGGAACGACACUGGAGAGAGCGCCACUACCCUUACCACGGAGUCCCAUAUCGUUUUGGGAGAUCUUUAUCCUGGUGCAGCGUACGAAGUCAAAGUUUUCGCCAUUAGUCAUGGGUUAAGAAGCGAACCCCAUGAUUAUCUUCAAGCCGUUUUACCCCACCCACCAAAGAAUCUAAGCAUCGAAAGGGUGACAAGCAAUACCGUCGUUGUUCACUGGGAGGCCCCUACAGAUUCGUUGUAUUCCGAAUUCUCGAUUAGAUAUCGAACCGAAGACGAUCCCAGAUGGGUAAAAUUGCCCAGUGUACGCGAAACGGAAGCGGAAGUGGCGGAUAUGACAGCUGGAGAAAAGUACACGAUUCAAGUGAACACUGUCAGUUACGGUGUCGAAAGCCUUUAUCCGCUUCAAGUGAACCACACAGUUCGACCCAAUCUAGUGCUGAAUAUUACACCAGUCAUCGACUCUACGAACGUGACCCUAGAAUGGCCCAGGCCGGAAGGUCGAAUUGAAACCUACGUAAUAAGAUGGUGGCCAGUAGAGAAUUCAGAGGACAUUAGAUCAAAAAAUGUCUCAGAAAGCAACGAUGCGACUGGCAUUCUCUUCGACGAGAAUAUUGUACAAAAGGUGCUGGUCAGCGACCUGAUGCCAGGUGUUCAAUAUUCAUUCAGCAUCUACACGGUUUCUUAUAAUCUGGUUAGCGACGUAACCAAUUUAACAAGCAGAACAAUGCCACUGAUCCAAUCGGAAGUCGUUGUGGUGGUCGAUCGAGAUCAGCCUGACUCUUUGACAUUGAGGUAUACACCAACACCGAUCCAAUCGUCCAAGUUCGAUCUGUACCGUUUCCGGAUUAGCGACGAGAACAACACGACGAAAGAACGACUGGUCGAUGACACCGACACCAAGGUGACGUUCACUGGCCUAACACCUGGUAAACUCUACAACGUGACCGUUUGGACAGUCAGCGAUAAUGUUGAGAGCAGGCCAUUGGUCAAACAGGAUCGGCUUUAUCCUGAACCAAUAACAGCAAUUCAGGCUGUAAACAUCAACGAUACCAGAAUCACAUUAACUUGGGACAUUCCACGUGGACAGUACGAUGCUUUCGAGGUCCAAUAUAUAAACACAGAAGGAAAUUACAUUCAGAAUAUCACAUCGGUCAAUUUGAUAACCAUCUCCGACUUGAAGCCUCACAGAAAUUACACUUUUACGCUUGUAGUACGUUCUGGUACUGCAUCUUCAAAUCUCAGGAUAUCGAACCCUUUGAGCGCUAGUUUCACCACCAGUGAGUCUUAUCCUGGCAAAGUGGAAAAGUUUCAUCCUACGGAUAUUCAGCCAAGUGACAUCAGCUUCGAGUGGUCUUUGCCUAGUCAGGAACAGAAUGGCAUCAUCAGGAAAUAUACCAUUACUUAUGGAUUGGAUGGUUCAGCACACACUCAGAUGCAGGACUUCAGACCAAACGAGUACCGCGGCGUCAUUAGAUCCCUCAUACCUGGCAAAACGUACAUCUUCCGUAUCCAAGCGCAGACGAAAAUUGGUUUCGGACCAGAAGCAGUGUGGAAGCAGAAGAUGCCCAUCCUGGCACCUCCGAAACCACCGACCCAAGUGGUGCCUACCGAGGUCUGUCGAAGUAGUAGCACGAUUCAAAUACGAUUUAGAAAGAACUACUUCAGUGAACAAAACGGGGCUGUCACUUCUUAUACCAUCAUCGUGGCGGAGGAUGACAGUAAAAAUGCUUCUGGUUUGGAGAUGCCAAGCUGGAGAGACGUACAAGCGUACAGCAUAUGGCCACCGUACCAGGUGAUGGAGCCAUAUUAUCCAUUCAAGAAUGGAUCGGUCGAGGACUUCACGAUCGGUACCGAAAAUUGUGAUAACAAAAUAGGAUACUGUAAUGGACCACUGAAGUCUGGAUCUACUUACAGAGUUAAAGUUCGAGCGUUCACAGCUCCUGAUAAAUUCACGGACACCAGUUACAGUUUCCCGAUUCAAACAGAUAAAGACAACACAGCCAUCAUUGUCGGAGUGACGGUUCCAAUAGUGCUUUUGUUAACUUUACUGGGAAUUGGUCUACUGGUGAGACGAAGAAGAAGCCAGGGUCGUAAAACAACCGAAACAAGGACAACGGACAACCUGUCUUUACCAGACAGCGUUAUUGAGACCAGUCGGCCAAUUAAAAUAGAGGAUUUCGCAGAGCAUUAUAGAACAAUGUCCGCGGAUUCCGAUUUCCGUUUCUCGGAAGAAUUCGAAGAACUGAAGCACAUUGGAAGGGAUCAACCAUGUACAGCAGCCGAUUUACCUUGCAAUAGGCCAAAAAAUCGCUUCACGAAUAUUCUGCCUUACGAUCAUAGCAGAUUUAAGCUUCAGCCUGUAGACGAUGAAGAAGGAUCUGAUUAUAUCAACGCCAAUUAUGUUCCUGGUCAUAAUUCUCCAAGGGAAUUCAUCGUCACGCAAGGUCCUUUGCAUUCUACACGCGAUGAUUUUUGGAGAAUGGUCUGGGAAAGCAAUAGCAGAGCCAUCGUGAUGCUAACGAGGUGCAUCGAAAAAGGCAGAGAAAAAUGUGACCAUUAUUGGCCGAUGGACACUCUACCAGUCUAUUAUGGAGACAUUUGCGUUACCAUAUUAAACGAGACACAUUAUCCUGAUUGGAGUAUUACGGAAUUCAUGUUAUGUAGAGGUGAUGUGAAAAGAGUCAUCCAACACUUUCAUUUUACCACCUGGCCGGACUUUGGUGUUCCAAGUCCACCUCAGACUCUGGCCAGAUUCGUGCGGGCGUUCAGGGAAAGAGUUCGUCCGGAUCAGAGGCCGAUCGUGGUUCACUGUAGUGCGGGAGUGGGUCGUAGUGGUACCUUCAUCACCUUGGAUCGAAUUCUUCAGCAGAUCUUGGUGUCCAAGUACGUGGAUAUCUUUGGAAUAGUCUGGGCAAUGAGGAAAGAACGUGUCUGGAUGGUCCAAACCGAGCAACAGUAUAUUUGUAUACAUCAAUGCCUUCUGGCAGUGCUAGAAGGACAAGACAUGACUGGACCACCUAGGGAGAUUCACGAUAAUCAAGGAUUCGAAGGCAAGAAUCGAAGCUCCGUUGAAAACGCAAACAGUCCUGCUGAAGAUGAAAAGGAAAGGUGACCCUCGAACUGCGAUUCCUGCGUCGAUGACGACGAAGGAAUAGCAGAAUCAGGGAUGUGAUGCUCGAAUACCUCGUCUUAUUUAUGGAUCAACGAACUCUAGGAUUUAGAGGUGUCUUGAAGGAUGACAGUGGCAUUCAAUGAUACGCCUUGGGUGUUUGAAACCCAAACAAGUAGGAUGGAAGCUGAAGACGAAGCAGAGAAGAAUCCGAGUGUUUGGUUCGAAUGAAAUGACUUGUGAUGAAUUGUUUCAGCCAUAAUAUUCCAGAAGUGAUUCUUUUCUAAUUAGUUUCCUCGUGAAGGGCGACGCGCGCCCAAGUGAUACGGUUUUAGUUUUCCUUUAUGGCGGCUCGAGAUUUGUGAAACUGUGAAACGAACAACGCCAAAGCUUGCUCGAAGUUUUGUACACGUGAACCAGAAGAGUUCGAGGUCGUCCUGACAGCGCACGGAUGGUAAAUCUACCGAAAAUAAUUCAUUCCCACCAAUGCUUCAGGGUGGAUGUGUCAUUCGAAAGGUAAUUUACUCAUUCUGGGGAAGAAUCAACGAGAAUUUUCAUUUUUUAUAUUGUAGACAGGUGGACGAACUUAAAAAAUGCUUCUUUAUCAAAUCAUGAACACUUUUUAUUUAGAUUCUAACGAAACGAAAAUUUGCUUAUGAGAAAUUCUAAAAAUGAUUUUGUGAAUUGUCCAAAACAUUUUUAUAAAUGUAUUUUUAUAGAAACAAAUGGAUUUUAGCAAAUUAUUAACGUAUAAUAUAAAUAAUUAGGACUGUUUUAAUUUCAAAAGUUAAA
Messenger RNA from Osmia bicornis bicornis, 7554 nucleotides. It is a transcript of the gene Ptp10D, whose product is annotated as tyrosine-protein phosphatase 10D. The transcript has 19 exons. Bases 2086 to 6765 code for a protein of 1559 amino acids. NCBI's taxonomy places the organism in Eukaryota, Metazoa, Arthropoda, Insecta, Hymenoptera, Megachilidae. Gene Ontology annotation, molecular function: protein binding; protein tyrosine phosphatase activity. The record is from RefSeq and is a predicted model, not a curated record. Gene Ontology annotation, biological process: protein dephosphorylation.